UAUACAACGAACCAGUCGAAAGAACUAUUACGGUACUAUUGACCUCAAUGGGUGUUGAUAUUCUUCGGCCGAGGUUCUUCGAAUGAUCUUGACGACCUUGAUUGACUUGACCCUAGAAUAUCAAGUUUAUUUUUUACAACAAUCGUGUGCUAUAUAAGAUUUUGCAUCAGCAGAGGCAUUAAUAAGCUUUCCGGUGCAUCCGACGAUCUCAAGAGAUAGUAAGACAAUUUUUCUUUAAAUAAAAUCACUUAUGAUCAUCAAACGCUUGCAGCAGAACCGCCAAAUUUACCUGCUGCUGUUUUUAAUAUAUUUUGGGGUGCUCCAAGGGAAACCCUUGGAAAACUUGGACACUCUUAUCAACUAUGAUGUCAACCUGGACUUGCCCGACGGAUUCCAUUACAGUUUUCGAACAAAUAAAGGUGCUAGUGCAAAAGUGAGAGGGAUAGUGCUGGCCAAAGAUGAUCUGACAAUAGAAGGAAGCUAUGGCUUCAUAACUGACGGAUCCAGUGUUCAAGUGUCUUAUGAAGCUGACGAAAAUGGCUUUAGGCCACACGUGGUGCAAACGAAUUUACCUGAGACGACCCCUGUUGACAAAAGCAUGAGCAGGCCAGAAGUUAUUAUUGGCACUGCUUGUUUGGCUUCUUUGAGUGGUGGAGGUUGUGGUUGAACUGCAUUUAGUAAAUAUAUUUAUCUUAAAAUC
This is a messenger RNA of Anthonomus grandis grandis, 700 nucleotides long. Its product is annotated as pupal cuticle protein 20-like. The coding region runs from base 251 to 667 and encodes 138 amino acids. The record is from RefSeq and is a predicted model, not a curated record. The transcript has 2 exons. NCBI's taxonomy places the organism in Eukaryota, Metazoa, Arthropoda, Insecta, Coleoptera, Curculionidae.